Messenger RNA from Daucus carota subsp. sativus, 1337 nucleotides. RefSeq lists its product as uncharacterized. Gene Ontology annotation, molecular function: nucleic acid binding; protein methyltransferase activity; S-adenosylmethionine-dependent methyltransferase activity. The transcript has 3 exons. The record is from RefSeq and is a predicted model, not a curated record. NCBI's taxonomy places the organism in Eukaryota, Viridiplantae, Streptophyta, Magnoliopsida, Apiales, Apiaceae. Gene Ontology annotation, biological process: methylation. Gene Ontology annotation, cellular component: eRF1 methyltransferase complex. Bases 142 to 1002 code for a protein of 286 amino acids.
UCAUAUAUACAUCAUCAAUCUGUAUUUAUAACUCUGAUUACACAUCUUUCAUAAUCUUUUUGUUUGUAUGUAUGUAUGUAUUCAUAUGUUUUGUUAAGCUUCUCUUUUGUUUUAAUUCACUUAAUUAUGAAAAAAUAAUGUAUGGUACUAUAUGCAUUUACUGGAGCUACACAUAUGUGUGUUGUAAUAUAUCUGCGUUGCUACAAUUUGGGUAAAUUGGCACAAGUACACACGAUGCCUUCCAUGAUAGCACAGAUCCGACUAGUGAGUUCACAUCCUGAAGUUUAUGAGCCAUGUGAAGAUUCAUUUGCGUUGGUUGAUGCGUUGUUAGCUGACCGAAGUAAGUUGUUGGAACACCAGCCAGCGUUAUGCUUGGAAAUUGGUUGCGGCAGUGGUUAUGUCAUUACUUCCCUAGCUCUUAUACUUGGACAUGCGGAGAGUGGGGCGUACUAUAUGGCUACGGAUAUUAACCCUUAUGCAAUACAAGUGACUAGUGAGACACUGGAAGCACACGGGGUUUAUGCAGAGUUAAUAAGGACUAAUAUUGCAUCUGGAUUGGAGGGGCGGUUGGAUGGGUUGGUGGAUGUUAUUGUUUGCAACCCCCCCUAUGUGCCAACUCCUGAAGAUGAGGUGGGUCGUGAUGGGAUUGCAUCUUCUUGGGCGGGAGGGGAGAAUGGUCGGAGGGUUAUCGAUAAGAUACUGCCUAUUGCUGACAAUCUUUUAUCAGAAAAGGGUUGGUUAUACAUGGUACUCCUAGCAGAAAACAAUCCCUCAGAAGUCUGCCUUCAAAUGAGAGAGAAAGGAUUUGCUUCUAGAAUUGUUGUCCAGAGAUCAACAGAAGAAGAGACUCUUCAUAUAGUGAAGUUUUGGCGUGAUCCUGAUAUCCAGAUAGAGAAUAAUGAAAGUAGAUCAAAAAAUAGAAAUGGUAAUACAAAAGCCAGCGAGUCAUUUUUUACACAGAUGUCUCGUUUGUCCUUCUGGAAACGCGACAGUGAACAAUAAUUGAUGUAUCAAAAGGAGGCUUCUCAUUCCUCAAAGUCAAAACACAGGCCUCAAAGUGAAUCGUAGUAUCUCUUAAACAAGCCUUUCAAGUUUCUGAGCAUUUUUUGAAUUCUUGGGACAUUACAGAUCACAGUUCUUUUAUGUUCUUGGUGAAAUCCAUAAGUUGUGAUGCUAUAAACCAAUCAGUGUCUUCGCCAGACAUCUUGUAGAUAAAUCUCUCAAGCUCCCUUCAUCCGCAAUCACUGAACUCCGAAAACUUGUAAGUUUGUCAUUGUAACCGAAGGUUGCAAUCUGCAGCGAAAUAUAUACUGGCGAUGAUUGCAAGCUCCAUGAAC